Messenger RNA from Trichoderma asperellum CBS 433.97, 1209 nucleotides. RefSeq lists its product as uncharacterized. Lineage: Eukaryota; Fungi; Ascomycota; Sordariomycetes; Hypocreales; Hypocreaceae. Gene Ontology annotation, biological process: base-excision repair; nucleotide-excision repair; base-excision repair, AP site formation. Gene Ontology annotation, cellular component: nucleus. The record is from RefSeq and is a predicted model, not a curated record. Gene Ontology annotation, molecular function: 8-oxo-7,8-dihydroguanine DNA N-glycosylase activity; damaged DNA binding.
AUGGCGACGAAACGAGCUGUUGAUUGGCGCAAGUUGCCGGUGAGCCUCACCGAACUCUGCAUUGACACGACACUGCGAUGCGGCCAGUCGUUUAGGUGGCGAAAGCUCAACGACGAAUGGAUUUGCACAUUACACGGGAGGAUAUUGUCUUUGAAGCAAGAUGCAACUCAUUUACACUAUAAAGUGACCUGGCCAGAAUAUCAGGGGCAACGUUCUUCGCCUGGCUCAUCCUCCAAAGAGUUGCUACCCAGAAAGGACGAUACAGAGGAUCUUCUUCGCCAUUAUUUCAGCCUGGAUAUAGAUCUUGCCUCUUUGUAUCAACAGUGGUCGAGAGAUGACCCAAACUUCCGAAAAAAGGCACCCAAGUUUACAGGAGUUCGCAUUCUAAACCAAGACGCAUGGGAGGCGCUGAUAUGCUUCAUAUGCAGCAGCAACAAUAACAUUUCUCGAAUCUCCCAAAUGGUACAUAAGCUUUGCAAGCACUAUGGCACGUUUAUUGGUCAUAUAGAUGGGGAAGCCAUGCAUGACUUCCCUACUCCAGAGUCCCUAAAUGAAAAGAAGGUUGAGGCUCAUCUAAGAGAGCUCGGCUUUGGGUACCGUGCCAAGUAUAUCGCAGAGACGGCUCGCAUUAUUGCCCAAGAAAAACCUUUGGCAUGGCUUGACUCGCUACGCAACCCGGAUUUUCCUGCAUUCAACGCCGUUGCAGUCGUGGAUGGAUCGCAAUCUACCUACAAGGAUGCCCAAGCUGCGCUACUCUCUCUCACCGGCGUAGGUCCAAAGGUGGCCGACUGUGUCUGCUUGAUGGGCCUGGGGUGGGGAGAAUCAGUUCCAGUGGACACACACGUCCUACAGAUUGCCCAGCGAGAUUAUCGCUUUGGAAAAAAGGGGCCUAAAACUAUAAACAAGGCCAUGUAUGAUGCGAUUGGCGAUCACUUUAGAAGCAUAUGGGGCAAAUAUGCGGGCUGGGCUCAUUCAGUCUUAUUCACAGCCGAUUUACGAGAAUUUUCAGGUCGCAUGAAAGAAAAAGUGGAAGAAACGUCGCUUAAAGAAGAAACUUUAGCUUCACCAGAAAACCCUAGAGGGAAGAGGAAAGCGACUGUUGAAAUGGAGAAAAGGAUACAGGUGAAGAAAGAGGAUGAUACGAAGGAGAAUGUGAUUUUAGAAAUUGACACAACAAUCAAAAGGCGACGCACUAGGGCUCGGCCGUAA